Messenger RNA from Drosophila innubila, 849 nucleotides. RefSeq lists its product as uncharacterized. NCBI's taxonomy places the organism in Eukaryota, Metazoa, Arthropoda, Insecta, Diptera, Drosophilidae. The annotation marks the transcript as partial. The record is from RefSeq and is a predicted model, not a curated record. The transcript has 2 exons.
AUGACAUUUAAACAAAAGCAUUUGCGAGCUUCAGCUAUUAGCCUGGUCCUAUUGACCCUGUGCCUGGCCAGCAACUGUGAUGCGGCCACGGAGCAGCUAAACAAUUUGCCGGCAGGCAAUCAAAAUGCCGGCGCACGAACCUUGCUGCGUGUCUACGAUGAAUGCAAUCGGGCUGAGAGCGGAUUUGUGCCAUGCCUGAAGAAGAAGGCCAUUUCCUUUAUAGACCGCAUUGCGCCCAUCGAUGCUAUUAACGUGGCUGACGGCAUUAAGCUAAUGCGUCUCGAGUCGGCGCCACGCCCACCCGCCUAUAGCGAAAACGAAUUGGAAUCCUCCUUGGCUCGCUCCGGCACUGAACGCGAUGCAAAGCUGACAAAUAUGCUAAUUGAACGUCUAAGUUACUUUUUUAAUGGACACUCGCUGCAGAUAAGUUUCCCCAAAUUGACUUCCGAUGAGAUUGGACGCGGCCUCGAGGAAGGUCGCGGCAAGAUGAAGAAAAUGGGAAUGAUGAUGGCCAUGAUGGUUGCAACCAAACUGAUGGGCAUGCUGCCCAUUGCCAUGGGAGCACUCUAUAUAUUGGCGGGCAAGGCGUUAAUUAUCUCCAAGAUUGCUUUACUCUUGGCCGGCAUAAUUGGCCUGAAGAAACUUAUGGCUGGCAAGUCAUCGGGCGGCGGCAGUUCCGGCUGGUCAUCGGGUGGUGGCGGCGGCGGCGGUGGAGGUGGUGGUUGGUCCUCUGGCGGCGGCGGCGGUGGAGGCGGCGGCGGCUGGGACAGACGCUCCUUGACCGAGGCACAGGAGUUGGCCUAUCGCGCUCACAGCCGGCAACAGGCAGCACAGCUGCAGCAGCAGCAA